CACAAAACAGCUCAAUUGCACCUACAAUGCCUCCCCCACCGCGUCCCCAGACCCCCGAAGGCGGCAAGACCCUCGUCUACUCGACCGUCGACGGCCACGACAUAAAACUCGACUAUUAUCUCCCGCGCGGUACCACCAGCGGCAAGCUCCCAGCCAUAAUCUACUACCACGGCGGCGGCAUGACAGCAGGGUCACGUCGAGGAGGACACUUUCCCACCUGGCUCUACGACCACUGCCAAAAACGCAACUACAUCCUAAUAGCGGCCGACUACCGCCUCUGCCACCCCAGCACAGCCCUCGACCAAAUCGCCGACGCCAAAGCGCUCCUCACCUUUCUAACCAGCCCAACCUUCCAAUCCGCCCUCUCCUCCUCCUCCUCCUCCUCCUCCUCCUCAAACCCCAAAACCGAACCCCUAAGUCUCGACCCCACCCGCAUAGCGGUAACAGGCUUCUCCGCCGGCGCCUACUCCGCGCGCGCCGCCUGCGUGUACGGCACCCCCAAGCCCGCCGUGCUAAUGACGGCCUACGGUACGGGAGGCAACCUCCUCCUAGACCACUGGACACAGCCACGGCCCCCGACCUCGAUCGCGAAGCUGGUCAACCUGGACGACGUGCCGCGGCUGCUAGCCGACAAGCGCGUGGUGAGCGACGACGCGGACGCCGGCUCGAACCGGUUCGCGUUGACGGUGCGCUGGGAGAUGGACGGGACGUUUCUGGAUGGGUGUUUCGGGUGGCCAGGGCUUGGGGCGGCGCUGAAUAAGGUUGAGUAUGCGGAGCGGGCGGCGGCGGUGCCGGCGGAGUUGAGGGCGGGGUUCUUGCAGGAGUUUGUGGGGGAGGGGUAUCCUCCUGCUGUGUUUGUGCAUGGGACUGCUGAUGAGGUGGUGCCGGAUCUGGAGAGUCGGUUUCAGCAUGAGCAGCUGGGGAGGUUGGGGGUUCGGACGCGGUUGUUGCUUGUUGAGGGCGCGGGGCAUGGGCUCGUGGAUCCGGAGUCUGGGUGGCCGCCGAGGUUGGCGGAGGGGGCCAUGGAGGCGUAUGAGGAGGCGUGUACGUUUAUUGAUGCGGCGUUGAAGGGGGGGUUGUGA
Aspergillus homomorphus CBS 101889 is the source of this 1082-nucleotide messenger RNA. RefSeq names its product alpha/beta-hydrolase. The coding region runs from base 27 to 1082 and encodes 351 amino acids. The record is from RefSeq and is a predicted model, not a curated record. Lineage: Eukaryota; Fungi; Ascomycota; Eurotiomycetes; Eurotiales; Aspergillaceae. The transcript is spliced from 2 exons.